CAUGAAUAUCACUGUAUAUUCCAUCUAAUAUGGUCUAAGCUUUUUCAUUUCGAGUAUAAAAAGGCCAAUUACAGCUAUAAUUUAAACAAGACUGACUCAAAGGUCCAAAAUGAACUCCUUCGCAUGACGCCGGCAUAACUAGGCGGGGUGAUUAUUCAAAACAAAUUAUAGAGUCCCAAGUCUAAACCGUCUGUAUGACCAAAGAGUACCCACUCUUUGGUAUGACCCAAGGUUCCAAGGAAUAUUUGUACAAAAAAAUCAGAAUUGUAAGCGUAUAUCAACUUUCGAACUUCUAGAUUUUACUGUUAGUUUGACAGUUAACAUUCAAAAUGUCUAAAAAAUCUUUGCUACACAAAAGUUCAUCGAAGAGCAACUCACAUUCGGUUCGAAAAGAACGAUCUUCACUCAUCAAAGAAAAAAAGCAAUUUAUCUCGGAACUGAAUUUUGAAGAAUCAUUAAAACCAUAUUGGAAACAAUUUUGUGGCACAAAUUUCCCAAAACUUAAACUUUUAAUCGCCGAACAACCAAUUGGGAUUUUCUCUAGUUACGAAAAGAAGGUGCAAGUAAAAGUAGACGAACCCGAGAUAAUGUUAAUAUUUAACGAGUUGCAAGCCGUUUUAAACUGCAUAAUUUUCAAAAAUGUGAUUGUAAAUAGAGGACUUUUAAUAUCCCUAAGGAAAAUUUUGCACGGGUUCGAUGUGCUCCGGACAUUAAAAUUGGAGUAUUGUGGUUUGAAGAAUACUGAUAUUAGAACCGUCAAAACUAUCGUGCAAAGUUACCCUAACAUUCAGACUCUAAGCGUGAAUGGAAACCCAAAUCCAUUUCAAAAUUUCUACAUAUUAAUCAAAGAUACGCAUUUACUCUAUUUAUCAGCAAGAUUUUGUCAAAUUAAUGACAGAGGCACGAAACUGAUAGCAAACCAACUGAAACUGCCAUACGAUCACCCCCUGCGCGCUAUCGAUCUGUCUAGCAAUUUUAUAUCUGACACGGGUGCUGAGUUUCUAUCUGAAGUGUUGCGUGUCAACCGAACUUUAUUGUCUUUAAAUUUAGCUGAUAAUUGGAUCACAGACGCUGGUGUACACUCGGUGGUUAAUAUAUUAGGGAAGUUUAUUCUUACACCGGACGAAUGUGUUAUAAGAAGGCGAGGAGUACUAAAUUAUUUAAGGGAUAAAGCUAAAACGAGCGAACCACAUGAAGGAAAUGGACAAAGUUCCAGUAGCCUAUUUCAGAAAUCCUGUUCCGAAACGUUGAAACCUGAAAAAGAGAUACAUAAAAAAAUAAGCAGAGCUCACUCGUUACCUUCAUCGGGAAAGAAAGAGUCGAAACUGUCACAAACAAAAAGAUUAUCAUUGAGUACUGAAAAGUUGGCUUGGAGUGCUUCCGAAGUAUCUAUAAAACUGGAUCCGCAUCCAUUUGUGAAAGACACAUAUAGUGAAGGACAAGAAAUUUGGUGCACUGGAAAUUUGGCACUUGCACAUUUAAAUAUAUCAUGUAAGCAAAUUAGAGUAUGGUUGUUCAGAAAACGUAGGAUUACAUAUAUACCUACAGGUUACGACAGUUUUAUUAAUUAUCUCAAAAAUUUGGUACGUCUUCACAAGUUCCAAUAAAGAAUAAAUUGUCAUUUCUUCUUUAGCUUUUUUGUAUCAGUAACCAUAAC
Photinus pyralis (common eastern firefly) is the source of this 1657-nucleotide messenger RNA. RefSeq lists its product as uncharacterized. Gene Ontology annotation, molecular function: protein binding. Lineage: Eukaryota; Metazoa; Arthropoda; Insecta; Coleoptera; Lampyridae. Bases 330 to 1607 code for a protein of 425 amino acids. The record is from RefSeq and is a predicted model, not a curated record. The transcript has 5 exons.